Cheilinus undulatus (humphead wrasse) is the source of this 1803-nucleotide messenger RNA. RefSeq names its product trace amine-associated receptor 1-like. Bases 1 to 1803 code for a protein of 600 amino acids. Gene Ontology annotation, cellular component: membrane. The transcript has 6 exons. Lineage: Eukaryota; Metazoa; Chordata; Actinopteri; Labriformes; Labridae. Gene Ontology annotation, biological process: adenylate cyclase-activating adrenergic receptor signaling pathway. Gene Ontology annotation, molecular function: trace-amine receptor activity. The record is from RefSeq and is a predicted model, not a curated record.
AUGUGCGCUGCCACCCGCUACCCUGAGGCCAUCCCGCCGUGUAAAAUCACGUCCAGCUCUGUAGUCAUAGCACUGACCAAAUUCUUCUCCACAUUUGGCCUCCCUUGUGAGGAGCACCUCCACAUCCUUGAACAGGUGUUGGCUCGCCUUGCACGCGCCUCCCUUACCUUAAACCUUGCAAAGUGCGACUUCGGCAAAGCCACUGUCACCUACCUGGGGAGACAGGUGGGCCAGGGCCCAGUCAAACCCCUUACUGCCAAGCCUUUAACUGCGCUGAUGAGCCCCAAAGUUGACUUUGUUUGGUCCUCUACCUGUCAGCAUGCUUUUUACAGCGCUAAGUCCCUCCUUAGCCACGCCUCCGUCCUCGCAGCUCCCGACUUCUCCUGUGCCUUUAAACAAGAGGUAGAUGCCUCUGCCACGGGAGCAGGGGCCGUCCUGUUGCAGGUGGAUAUUGAUGGAGUCGACCACCCAGUGUGUUAUUUCUCUCUCUAUGGACAGACCACAGAGGGAACAGCAAGAACGGGAGAGAGCAACGCCAAAGCAGCAACACGAGGAGCCACCCUGAAGCAGAGAAGACCCUACUGUCCUGAGGGGCAGCAGCCAGGGCCGUUCGGUGGGUUCACUCCAGCCUGGGCAGAUAGCGGGGCCAUGCUGUUUCCUGGGAAGAGAGGAGAGCCAGCGUGGGGAGUCGCUGCAAAGCCUGGGCAGAUAGCGGAGCCACGCUGUUUCCUGGGCAGAGAGGAAAGCCAGCAUUGGGACUUGCUGCUGGGGUGCCAAGAGGCCGUGGAGAGGAGCUGGUGGACAGACAUGGAGCCAGCAUUCUGCUUUGAGUCCAGAAACAAUUCGUGCUUGAAGAAAAACUCUCCCAUGCCCCUACGUGUCACUCUUUACUUCAUUAUUGGGGUCAUAAUCAUUCUAACAGUGUGUGGAAACUUUCUGGUCACUUUCUCUAUCGCUUAUUUUAAGCAGCUCCAUACUCCAACCAACUACCUGAUUUUAUCUCUGGCUAUGUCUGACCUCCUUGUUGGGAUGGUUGUCAUGUUCCCCAACAUGAUACGACUUGUAGAGUCUUGUUGGUAUUUUGGUGAUUUCCUCUGUAACAUCUGCUUAAGUUUUAAUGUCUCAUUGAUUACAGCAUCAAUCAUAAAUCUGUCAUUCAUUUCUAUUGACCGAUACUACGCUGUUUGCCACCCUCUGCUUUACAGAACAAGAAUAUCUACUAAUGUUGUGUUGAUCAUGAUUCUUCUCUGCUGGACUAUUUCACCCAUCAUAGGUUUUGGAAUGAUUUUCAUGAAAUUAAAUAUUUUGGGAAUUGAGGAGUUUUACUACAAUCAUUUUAUGUGUGAAGGACAAUGUGCUUUGGUUCAGGGAAAAAUUUCAAGUACAGUCUCUUCCAUUGUUUCCUUUUACCUGCCCGCAAUAAUACUGCUCGGGGUUUAUCUAAAGAUAUUUCUGGUGGCACAGAGACAGUUUAAGAACAUAAAGAAUGCAGGCUGUGUGAACUCAGUAAAAACAUCAAACAAAAGUCAGACCAAAGCCACUAAAACACUGGCUAUUGUAAUGGGGGCUUUUCUUUCUUGUUGGACUCCAUUGUUUGUCUGUGUCAUCACUAAUCCUUACGUAAGUAACUCAAUACCACAAUUAUUGUUGGAAACAUUAGUGUGGUUGGGCUAUUUUAAUUCAGCCAUGAACCCUAUAAUAUAUGCGUUCUUUUACAGUUGGUUCAGAAAAGCAUUUCAGUUGAUAACCUCAGGUAGUAUCUUUAAAUCUGACCUUUCAGAGACAAAACUUUUCACUGAAUAA